CUCUGCAGGUUUUCGUUGGAACGGCUGACGACAGAUCGAUCAGGCCACAUCCUUUCUACCAGAUACACAGGGUGACAGGGAAAAUGGUGGGUACUGCCAGUCAUGAGAGCGUUCAGGCGGGGACUAAAGUGCUGGACAUCCCCCUCAGCCCUGAAAAUAAUAUGACUGCACUCAUCGACUGUGCAGGGAUUCUGAAGCUGAGGAACUCAGACAUCGAGCUUAGAAAAGGAGAAACAGACGUUGGAAGGAAGAACACGCGUGUCCGUUUGGUGUUUCGUACCCACCUCCCUCUGGCGCCCCCCGUAGCCCCGGCUGGCCGGGUCCUGGCUCUACAGGUCACUUCGCUGCCCAUCGAAUGCUCCCAGCGUUCGGCCCAGGAGCUGCCCGUCAUCGAGUCUGUCAGUCUCACUUCCUGCUCUGUGGAGGGCGGAGAGGAGCUCCUGCUGAGUGGCACCAACUUCCUGCCAAUCUCCAGAGUCUUUUUCAUGGAGCGCGGGACAGAUGGUAAAUUGCAGUGGGAGGAGGAGGGUCACGCUAACCGUGACAACAGCAGUGAGUGUUUAUUAUGUGUGAGAGUUCCCGCCUACAGCAACCUGUCCGUCAAUCGGCCUGUGUCGGUCAGUCUGUAUGUUUCCAAUGGGAAGAGGAAAAGAAGCAGCACUCACUGCUUCAAGUAUCUCCCCAUUAUGUUCAAAGAAGAGGACCCUCUGCUGCCCCGGCCCUCUGUGCCGCCCCUAGAUGGGGGCACUGCAUGUCCCGUGGGGGGUCAGCCCAGGGUGGACAGGGGCUUCCACAUCAGAGAUGACCUCAUGGUGGACGAUCGAGGGCUGGGCUUCCACCUGCCGCCCUACCCACUCACCUACUCCCCUCCCUGCCCCAGUGUGAGCUACCAUGAGGAGUACUGCUCUAAACCUGAUUCUGCGGUGGAGGAACCUGGAGGGCCCAGGACCACCUUGUCUGAGCAUCACCACAAUUUUGAGAACCUGGAGUUGGGGUUCACCGAGCUCCUUCCCCCUCUGUACCCCCGUGGCCCACAGCCUCCCUCCCCCUCUCCGUGGCUGGACUCACCUUACCUGUCCUCCUCACCCUCCCCUUCCCACUCGUCCUCCCUCAGCCCAUUCCCUGCUGGCAGUCCCAUCUCGACCUCCCCUCUGCCUCCCAUUCCUAAUUCCCCUUACCCCCAGUACUCUGCUUAUACUCAGGAGGUGUGUCCAUCCCCUCCCUCCAACCCCAGCACCUAUCAGGAGGUCUGCCCAGCACCCUACUCUCAUUAUGAUGGCUGGGACCCCCAGGGAAGGGUGCUAGAGACGGGACAUGGGGAAGAGAGAGAUGCCAAGAUCCAGGAUUGUCCCUUGGAGUUUACCAGCUCAGACUCUAUGCACCACAUUACCUUUGAAGAAGUGACAGAGUUCAUUGGGGAGGACAUCCAGUCUUACCAGUCAGGCUCACAAAUGGACAACCAGCCAAACUGAGCUCAGAGCAACUGAUUACCCCCAUCAUUUAAAUUCCCAUAUGCACUUGGUAUUAAGAUGCGUUUUUCCAGUUAUAUGAACGAUUGGAGAGAUUUAAUUAUCAGGACACUAUUGUAAUUAUGACAACAUGUAAUUGUUAUGGUUUUAUAAAUUGACUAAUGUUUUUAACGCUUUCAAUAUAAAUUAUAUGAAGUAUGCUUGGAUUAAAUGUUUUUCUUGCAAAAAAUGAAUAUAAACCCAUGUUUGUCACCCUCUAAAACAGAAGGGACUGAAGGAGAAAGGCUUAAACCCUGUGGAAAACUAAUAAGAUAUAGAAGAUGCAGUAUUUCUACAA
Molecule: messenger RNA, 1806 nt
Organism: Monopterus albus (swamp eel)
Lineage: Eukaryota; Metazoa; Chordata; Actinopteri; Synbranchiformes; Synbranchidae
Product: nuclear factor of activated T-cells, cytoplasmic 4-like
Exons: 8
Coding region: 84-1472 (462 amino acids)
Biological process (GO): calcineurin-NFAT signaling cascade; cytokine production; regulation of transcription by RNA polymerase II
Cellular component (GO): transcription regulator complex
Molecular function (GO): DNA-binding transcription factor activity, RNA polymerase II-specific; RNA polymerase II cis-regulatory region sequence-specific DNA binding; transcription factor binding
Source: RefSeq, a predicted model, not a curated record